Molecule: messenger RNA, 1079 nt
Organism: Ipomoea nil (Japanese morning glory)
Lineage: Eukaryota; Viridiplantae; Streptophyta; Magnoliopsida; Solanales; Convolvulaceae
Product: ycf49-like protein
Exons: 5
Coding region: 102-674 (190 amino acids)
Source: RefSeq, a predicted model, not a curated record
AGUGAGAGUGAAUUUGCCAACUGCUUAAUUCCACUGCCACUCCCAGACUUCACUCCCUUGACAUCUUCAUUUCAGCAACAAAGCUUUCAAGAUAUCAAAAGAUGGCAGUUCUAACCUUAUUAUCUCCUUCAAAGUUCCUACCUUUCCCUAAGCCCAAACAAACCCAACUUUCCUCAGUCACAAAAUCCCCAACUUUUCUUUCUGCUGUUUUCCACCCAAUACCCCCCAUUGAUUUCAAUAACCAAAAAACCCUCGCUACGGUUUUGGGGGUUGCUGGUCUUGCUUUAAUCUCCAUAUCCGGACCUGCUUCUGCUGCCGAGCAAGCUGCAAUGGCUUCAUCCUCUGUGCAGUUUGCUGAACCUGCCAAUGCUCUGUCUUUACCCACCUGGACUAUUCAUGUUUCCAGUGUUAUUGAAUGGGUUAUUGCAAUGGCUUUGGUUUGGCAAUACGGGGAGAAGUCAGGAUAUGAAUCUUGGAAGGGGCUAUCAUGGGGUAUGGUGCCGUUGCUAGGUGGAGCAUUUUGUGCCUGCACAUGGCAUUUCUUCUAUAACUCCGAGUCUCUCGAGGUUUUAGUGGCUCUUCAAGCAGCUUUGACUGUGAUUGGUAACGCCACAAUGUGUAUUGCUGCAUUCCGCAUAUACAAAUCGUCACAAGAGAGUUCCAAAAGUUUGUGAGGAUUAUACUAAUCCUCCUUACUCACCGGUAACUGGAAAUAGCAGAGAUUUAUGCAAACAAUUGCAUUUUAUCAACUUAUCGGUAUGUUCAUUAAAGAAAGCACCAUUAAGUGGGAAGAAAGACUAUUGAAGAUAUUCUAUUUUCCAUUGGAAGAUUGGGAAGUCUUUUGGUAGGUGUUUGCCAGUAUGUAUUGUGCUGUCUAAUGGAACAAAUAUUCUCCCUUUUUGGUGGCUGGAGAGUUGUGUCAACAAAGGGGAUUGAUCUUCACCUAUCUUGCUGCAAACCAUGUAAAUUUCUUGUACCUAUUUUAGUCAUAUGAACAUGACAUGUAUUUACAUCUUGGAACUACUUAGUUGUCUUCGUUAACCAAUUACUUAUUAUUAUUGGGAGUGUUUGGUAAAUAC